GAAUUCUGUGCUGCUCUGGAGCAAGACUCUCUGAAGCUACAAAUGGCCAAGAAAGCUGUAGAGCAAAGGACACGAGACCUGAGGAAAGAGGGAGAACUUCUUUGUAAAAAUCUUGAUCAACAGAUGUCCUUAAACAGAGACAAAGAGAGAUCCUGCCAGGUGGGCAUAUUUUUAGCAAAGGAGGAGAAGAACAGACUGAGGCAGGAGAAGCAGGCACUGGAAAAGAAACUGGAAGAAGUGAGGACGAGGGUCCUCUGGGAGGACCAGGUGAUGAUGCUGUCUGCCUUGCCAGAGAAGAAAAUGGCAUUUAAGGGAUUUGUGACAAACAAAGAGGACAUGAACAAGCUGAUGCUCGCCCCACUGAUCCACUACCCUCUGCCGGGGGGCUCAGCUCUCAUCACCUUUGAGAAGGCAGAGGUGGCCCAGAGGAUCAUAGAGAUGAAGGAGCACGUGGUGGAGCUGAGCUACGGGGAGGAGCUGGAGGAGGCCGAUCGGUGCAGAGCGCGAGUGCAGGCAGCGCCGGUGGAUAUACUGCUGCCGUCUGCCCUGGAGAUCAGGCUGACUCAGAGCAACAGGAGUAUCCUCGUGUCUGACCUGCCCAGCCUGGGCGUCCCCGAGGAGGCACUGCUGGACAAGCUGGAGCUCUUCUUCAGCAAGACGAAGAAUGGGGGCGGCGAGGUGGAGAGCAGGGAGUUCCUGGAUGACUCUGGCCAGGUGGUGCUGACCUUUGUGCAGGAUGGAGUGGCAGAGCCGCUAAUUGCGAGAGGACACAUCCAGGCGCAUAUUUGCGGUGGAAUAUACGACGUCAAAAUAUCACCAUGCAUCAGUGGAGACAUCAUUAACCUGCAG
Leptosomus discolor (cuckoo roller) is the source of this 849-nucleotide messenger RNA. The record is from RefSeq and is a predicted model, not a curated record. Lineage: Eukaryota; Metazoa; Chordata; Aves; Leptosomiformes; Leptosomidae.